Exophiala bonariae is the source of this 2178-nucleotide messenger RNA. RefSeq lists its product as uncharacterized. Gene Ontology annotation, cellular component: nucleus. Bases 1 to 2178 code for a protein of 725 amino acids. NCBI's taxonomy places the organism in Eukaryota, Fungi, Ascomycota, Eurotiomycetes, Chaetothyriales, Herpotrichiellaceae. Gene Ontology annotation, molecular function: DNA binding; DNA-directed DNA polymerase activity. Gene Ontology annotation, biological process: double-strand break repair via nonhomologous end joining. The transcript has 3 exons. The record is from RefSeq and is a predicted model, not a curated record.
AUGGCGACGGCUAAAAAGAAGAAAGAAAAGGAGCGGUUCUUUGAAGAUUUGUCGCGUCUAGAUCGUCUCAUCGACGAUGACGAAGAAGAUGAAUCUCUACUGAAAGUCCGACCCACGGACUCGCGUCCACCUCCGCCGCGACCGUUAGCAGAAGCCACAACUCCCAGGAUCAAUUCACGCCCAGUUCAAACUCCUCGUGUCGAUGUCCCACCAGCUGGCGCACAGAGAAAGCGCAAGACUUGUGAAGAGGGUCCCAUGCCUCCGCCACCAGCCAUCAAACCUGCUGAAACCAAAACGAAGACCAAAGUCAAGCCACAGACAAUCAGAUCCUUUUCAUCUCCCGUUCGAGAAACCAAAAAACCCAGGCAGCAAGCUCUGAAGCGGACAAAAUCUCAUCUUGACAAUCCAAACCCUCUGUGGAGGAAAGGUGACAUCCCUUUGAAGACCAUUGCAGAGGACAAAAAGGUUUUCCAAGGUUUAGUUUUCUACUUCAUCCCAGACGAUGAGGAUAGAUUGAUAAACCCUUUGUUUCGCCACCGAAUUCGUGUGUCUAUUCAAUAUGGCGCGACCUGGGCAAACAAAUAUAGUAGUGAUGUGACACAUAUCGUCGUUUGUGAUGAUCUCAAUUACUCACAAGUGUCAAGAUUCUUUUACAAUGAAAAAAUUCCGACCGCUCCGACUCUCAUCCUUAUUGAUUGGGUUGUAGAGUCCGUGAGCAGGAAAUAUCCACCUGAUAUCAACUCUACCCGUUUCCAAGUCGAAGGCUCCGGCAAUCAUGGUAAGGAUGACGACGAAGACGACGAAGACUCAGACUGUGAGAUAUUGACGCCUUGGGAGGAGGAAAUGGUUCGAGACCGCGGAAUGUUUGAUUCUGGCAUGAAAACCGACGUCGGUGGUGCACCUGAGCGAUCUUCUUCAAACACUCAGUAUAUAUCAACAAAAAUUCCGGGGUCAACCAAUGAAACUCCCGAGGCCAACGCGGGACUUACAACAGACGAUCUUCAGAAAGCGAUCGAGGAUGUACAAAAGCUUGGGGCCAUCCCUUUACAUCCAAGUUUUGAUGGUGGCCAAACAUCUGCGAUUGAUGUCGAUGACGACUUUGAGCUUAGCUACCUCAAGGAAAGCGAUAAAGCUAAGAAGAAGAAUUCCGGCUUUUUGUGCAUGGAGAAGCAUGACGGGAACGAGGACAACCCGAAUGCCAAAACCAUAGAGGUCCUCCAGCAAAUGGCCACUUACUACGACAGAAUCGGAGACCGCUGGCGUACAAUGGCAUAUCGCAAGGCAAUCGGUGCUCUGCGGAAGCAAAGCCAAUUGGUCCGAACUAAAGAAGAGGCUCGGGCAAUUCCUCAAAUUGGCGACAGCCUCGCCGAGAAGAUUGAAGAGAUUGUGACAACGAAUCGCCUGCGAAAGCUUGAGUAUACCAAACUAGACUCGAAUGACCAAGUCCUUCAGUUGUUUAUGGGAAUCUACCAAGUCGGUUAUCCCACCGCUUCAAAAUGGAUUGCGCAAGGACAUCGUACAUUGGAUGAUCUCCGCCAGAACGUUGACCUAAACACAAAUCAACGCAUUGGUCUGGAACACUAUGUCGACUUCCAACAGCGCAUUCCUCGAGCCGAAGUCACCGAACAUGCGGCAAUUGUGGAGAAGGCUUUGAAGGCGGCCGAUGACGGGCUUCAAAUGAUAGUUGGCGGUUCAUAUAGACGAGGCAACAAAGACUCGGGUGAUAUCGACCUUAUCAUCACCAAGGAAGGUGCCAGCUUGGAGCUCGUCAGAACAUUGAUGAUGGAGUUGGUGAUUCCCGCCCUGACGGAUCAAGAUUUCCUCAAGGUCAAGCUUGCUGGUGGUGAGGCUCAUGAACAAGCAUCGAAGUGGCACGGAGCAAGUGCUUUACCUGGAGCCAAGACGUGGCGACGUAUUGAUCUGUUGUUCGUCCCAUGGGCGGAACUGGGUGCAGCGUUGAUCUACUUCACGGGCAAUGACAUCUUCAACCGCAGCUUGAGACUGCUUGCAAGCCGGAAAGAGAUGCGGCUGAACCAACAUGGACUUUAUGCAGACGUGAUGCGCGGGCGUGGUCGAGAGCGGAUCACAGAUGGCAAGCUGCUGGAAGGACAAGACGAGAAGCGGAUUUUUGAGAUUCUCGGUGUCCCAUACCAGCCACCUGAGCACCGGAAAUGCUAG